AUGGUGCACGUUGCCAUGUCCAGUCACAUUGAGCAGGCUGCCACUUGCUUGCGUUGCGGCAACCACAACGGAGCCGCUGCCGCGCUGCGGGAGCUGGAGGUGGGUGAGGGUGUGCGGACGCUACAAACUGCAAUGCAGUGCCUCAUGAACGAGAAUGGCGAGAGCGAUGACGUGUAUGUCCGCUUUGUCGCCUUCAAGGUGCUGGCGUAUGCGCUGACGCGCUGUCGACAUGGCCGUCGGCAGCAAAGCGACACGGUGAUCACUUUUCUACUCGGUUACGCCUAUCAAAUGGCGGCGGAGGUGGAGACACCCGCGUGGACGCCGGUAGUGUCGGAACUCGCCACAGCCACAGCUGUGGCGCUCAAACUCGGCUGCGUCGGCGAUAACCUCGACGCUUGCGUGGAGGAGGUAACGGCAGUAUGCUCGGGCCUUGUUGAUUUGGCGCAGACCUGCACUCCAUCUCCGAAGGCAUAUCUUCAUCGCAUCAUCUGCCAGUCCGCUGUGGAGGAGUUUGGUCUUUUUAGCGGGCCCUCUCGCUAUCGAGGAUUGCCAAUGCGUGUGCACCGGCGCUGCCGGAAACUGUUCGCCGAGGAGGGUCGUCUACCCACCCUAAUUCAGGCCCUCCUUCGUGGCCUCCUCUUGUCAGCAGGCGAGUCAUCUAUGUCUGUGGACAAGGGGCUAACGGUGUUGGUGUCGUGCCUAGCCUGGCCGUCACAUCAGUUUUUCGAGGAGGACUCGUCGACCGAGGAGUCGUGUGGCGUUUUUUACGUCGCCCAUGAGGAGUGGGAUCGGCUGCUUGUCGGCGACGUGGGCCUCGAGAGCGGCGCGUGCGUCACUGUGCACGGUGUGUUGCGCGAGUGGUACGAAAGCGGCGCCGUGAACGGCGUGCCGGCCAAUCGGCAGAAGGUCAUCGAGAUUAUACAGCUCUUGUGCUCAUUCAAGGGCAGUGAAUGGACGGAGGGGCAGACACUGCGCUUCCUUGUGUCUUCCCUGUCGCUCUGCCUGGAUGUGUUCGCGCACCUGUCCCGGUGGGCCACGAAAGACGAUUUUCACCUUUUCCCACUUUUGGCCAACGCCAUCCUGCGACUGGUGUCAAACUACGUGGAGUUCUUCUUUCACCCGCAGGCACACACCCUCGUCUCGCGACUGACAGCCUUGACAGACUUUCUCAUUCGACGCGACACUUCGAGCAACACGGACACUGAUGUGAUGUCGUGUGUGGAUGAGAUGCUGAGCGUCUGGUUUCACUUAACGUCCUACAUUGAACGUAGCAGCUUUUCCGGAAACGGCUUCGAGACGAUCGCGCAACGCCACCUUAUUAGCCAAGGCUGCCAAUCCAUCUUCUCCACGUACCUCGACACCAAAGUUAACACCGACGCCGCCGAGCUGGAGCUGGACUGCUUUGCCGACACCUUCACGAAUUCGCACCUACACCUCGUUGCGCAGGUCGGCCGCCUCUGCGCUAGCGACACAUGCGAGCUGCUCAUCCGAUACUUGCGGUCGCUGCGAUCCACCUUGGCGAGCACCCUCGGUGCUGGCGGCACUGCUCCUACGCCGCUCUUCGAGGCUCUUUGGACGCUGCUGAAGAUUGUCGGCCUCUUCAUUGCCGACCCGCUCGAGGGUGAGCAGUCCUACAUCCCCCGCUGCUUCCUUGAGAUGGGCUCACAAGGCAGUGCGUUGCUGCUUCACGUUGUCAAGGAGCUGGAUGCACUUCUGCCACUACUGCAGAACCCUGCAGCGGCGAGCCCGGCAGUGCUCGCGGCCUUCCUCGACGUCUUCACCCAGUACAUCACAACGUAUGUGGAGGCCGAGGAAAGCUGCACCCUCUACGCCGACGCCUUCAGCGGUGGCGCGGACAUGGUUGCUCAGUCGCUGCUUGCUGUAGUGGGUGCACUACGCCUCACUCCCUUCGAGGAGGAGUCGACCUCUGCAGCUUGUCGGCUACUCGACUGCUUGGCAGACAAGAGCAGCCGCGUGCGCAGCUUCUGCCACCGUCAAGAUGCGUUUCAGGCGUUGACGCGGGCUGUACAGGACAUUCAUCAAUUUCGCUUUUACGGACAUACACGGGGGCGCCUCAUCGCGUUUGUCAUCUCGUGCUGCUCAGACGCGGACAGCGUGCAAGCACAGCUUCACGAAUUCGCCCUCUCGCCGUCCUCUGAGGAUGACGUGAACCUGGUGCUAGAGCUGCUGAGCUCACUGGCGGGGCUUUUUGAGUCGCUGCACAGCCAGCAGGUUAUUCGGUGUGUCUUUCCGGCCUUGCUCACAACAGGACAGCGACUGAUUGGCGUCUCCGCCUCGAAGUUCUAUGAGCGCGAGAUCGUGAUCGAGUCUGUGCAGUGUGUGCGCAGCAUGUUCGUCACCUGCUCGCCUCUUCUGGAGGACAGCGACACUCGCAUGCUGCUGGACCUCGUCGUCGCGGAGCUGCGCUACGCUGUGACGGCCCUGCAGAGCAGCAGCGCGUGGACGUCUGCUGACGGCGAGGGCGACAAAGCCGAGUUCAUUAUCGCAACCGCGAGGCUUCUCAGUUCGCUGGCGCAGUGGAAGGCGCUCGACUGCUUUCUCUCCGACGACGACACACGCGCAGUCUCGAUUGCCACAGUGGAGGCCGCCGGCGCGUUGCUGCGCCACAUGGACGAGCGCUCACUGAGCUUGCCGAGUCUCGAGGAUGGUAUUUUCACCUGUAUGGAGCUCUGCGCCGAGUCUUUCACCGCUGACUUUGUGUUUGCCAGCUGCUCCGAUGCGUUUCUCUCCGCUAUGCUAUACGCACUCAACAGUGAACGGGCCAACAUCCAACGCGCCGGCAUCUCCGUCACUGCCAGCGUCGCAGCCUUCUUGGAGGCUGCCACUCCGCCGGCGAGUCACGCCAGCGCGUGUUGCGACCUGCUGAGGGUCGUGCUGCGCUCCCUGACAUCCGGAAAGGUGUUUAACAAUCUGCGGCAGAUAUCUCGUGUCCUUCUCCUUUUGGUUCGAGGCGUGCCGUACGAUAGCGUGGUUGCAACGGUAGAGGCUGCGGUGAGGGAGGUCGCCAACUGCGACGCGUUUGUCGCCGCCAUCUUCCCAGCACUCCAGUCGGCUGCCGGGAGCGCCAACGCGACCGAGUCUGGCUUUGAAGAGCUAUUACAAGAUGCUCUAUCCUCUCUUCACGGCACUACCAUCAUGGGGGCCUAG
Leishmania major strain Friedlin is the source of this 3168-nucleotide messenger RNA. RefSeq lists its product as hypothetical. Lineage: Eukaryota; Euglenozoa; Kinetoplastea; Trypanosomatida; Trypanosomatidae. The record is from RefSeq and is a predicted model, not a curated record. The transcript has a single exon. Bases 1 to 3168 code for a protein of 1055 amino acids.